Molecule: messenger RNA, 2466 nt
Organism: Penicillium argentinense
Lineage: Eukaryota; Fungi; Ascomycota; Eurotiomycetes; Eurotiales; Aspergillaceae
Gene: fcpA
Product: protein-serine/threonine phosphatase
Exons: 3
Coding region: 1-2466 (821 amino acids)
Cellular component (GO): nucleus
Molecular function (GO): RNA polymerase II CTD heptapeptide repeat phosphatase activity
Source: RefSeq, a predicted model, not a curated record
AUGCUUCUUCGCUUGCCGCGCAGUUUGCACUAUCCCAUCACCGUGACCUCGCUGCUCAAGAGGGAAGGUGAUCAGGUGGAACGAGAUGAACCCAUCUUCUGGUACAUCUAUGAGACCACAGUCGAGGAAGGCGAUGGGCUAGGCAACAAGGUGCAAGUGAAGCGCAAGUUUCCAACACGGUUCGAAUCACCCACCGAUGGGGAGCUGUCGGAGUGGAAGAUCUCAAAGGGGGAUGUCAUCACUGAACCAAUCGACGUCGUUGAGAUUGAAGAACCAUGCGCACACGAGGUCCAAUUUGGAGGUCUUUGUGCGGAAUGUGGUAAAGACAUGACUGAAGCGACCUACAAUACCGAAAUCAUGGACUCGACGCGUGCGCCGAUUCAAAUGUCUCAUGAUAACACGACACUUACCGUCAGCGAGAAGGAGGCCGCCCGUGUUGAAGAAGAUGCGAAGCGUCGCCUCUUGGCUUCCCGACGUCUUUCACUCGUGGUGGAUCUUGACCAGACCAUUAUUCACGCCACUGUCGACCCGACUGUCGGAGAAUGGAAGGAAGACAAGGACAACCCGAACUACGAGGCUUUGAGAGGCGUCAGGCAAUUCCAACUGAUUGACGAUGGACCGGGCAUGCAUGGAUGCUGGUACUAUAUCAAGUUGCGGCCCGGACUUGAAGAGUUCUUGGAGAAAGUUGCCGUGUCGUAUGAGCUUCACAUCUACACUAUGGGAACUCGCGCAUAUGCGCAGAAUAUUGCCGACAUCAUCGACCCGAGUCGCAAACUUUUUGGCGACCGCAUUCUCAGUAGAGAUGAGAGUGGAAGUCUGACUGCCAAAAAUCUGCAGCGCUUGUUCCCCGUUGACACCAAGAUGGUCGUUAUUAUCGACGACCGCGGUGACGUGUGGCGAUGGAGCCCCAAUCUCAUCAAGGUUUCUCCCUACGAUUUUUUCGUCGGGAUUGGCGAUAUCAAUUCUAGCUUCUUGCCUAAGAAGCAAGACAUCGGUGCUACGAACAAGCUGAUCAAGGAAGCGAAAGAAAAGGAAGCGAAGGAGCACCAUUCCAAUGGCAAAGCUGCGAAGCAAGAGUCGGAGUCCGAAGUUUCCGCAUUACAGCAGUUGGUGACGAUGGGAGGCGGUGACAACCCCGGGUUACUGCAUGAACAAACCAAUGAACAGGAAGAGACGAUCUUGCACCAAGUAGAAGACCGGCCGUUGUUGCAGAAGCAAAAGGAAUUGGAUGCAGAAGACGCACCUUCCGUCGAGAGUAGCGAAUCUGCGAGCGCUGACGAGUCUCAGGACUCUAACAAGCAUCGCCACCAUCUGCUUGAGGAUCAUGAUCGGGAAUUGUUCCAACUUCAAGACCGACUGGAGCGGGUUCACGCGCAAUUCUUUGACGAAUAUGACAAGAAGCGAAGUCACGCGCUUGGAGGCCGGGUGGCAGCUCUUCGGGGGGAGAGGACCUUUUCCAAGGACAAAGAUGUUGAUCUCAAACUCGUCCCCGACAUCAAAGACAUCAUGCCUUUGUUCAAGCAGGGGGUUCUGGGAGGUGUGGUAGUGGUGUUCUCGGGCGUUCUUCCUUUGGGAACCGACCUUCAGAAUGCCGACAUCUCGCUGUGGGCCAAGAGCUUUGGUGUGGUUAUCGCAUCCAAAAUCAACGCCCGUACCACUCACCUGGUUGCUGGACGGAACCGCACAGCCAAAGUACGCGAAGCCACUCGAUAUCCGAACAUCAAGAUUGUCACGACACAAUGGCUUCUGGACAGUUUAGUCAACUGGCAACACCUGGAUGAGGAUCCGUACUUGCUUCCCGUUCAUCCAGAUGACCGCGGCGAGCCUCUUUCACCAGCCUCCCGGGAACGUAUUGACAGUCCGUGGGUCUCAUCCUCGGAAGAAUUACCCGGUACUUCAGUCUGGUACGAGGACCUCGAUGAUGAAUCUGAUUCCGAGAUGUUUAAAUCUACUGGACUCAACGAGAGCUCGCACAUCGGUUAUGAUGAGAAUGAGCAAGCAGCCGUGCACGACGAACUGAAGGAAUUUCUCGGUAGCGACGAUGAGAGUGAAUCUGACAACGAGGCUCUUACUGAGGAUAAAAGCACGACCAACAAGAAGCGCAAGCGCGGUAAAGGAGCUGAUGGUGAAGCUGUCGAUGAAUCCGCAGAAGAUGACGGCGACGACGAGUCAGACCCGCACGGUUCACGCCUCUCCCAGCGAAUCAAGCGUUCGUAUGAGCGGAGCACUGGACUGCGUGAAGUUGCAACGGCAUCCAGUUCGGAAAUGGGCGAGACUCAUCCUGAGCAUGUUCGCCCCUCCGAACCAGAUGAAGAGCCUGACGCUGAGAACCCAGGUACCAGUCACAUUCGAGACGUGGAACACGAGAGCCCUGGUGAUGAUGACGACGAUGAGCUGGAACGUGAAAUGCUCGCCGCUUUCGAUGACGAACCCGACGACAAUGCGGAAGGCGAAGACGACAACUGA